Molecule: messenger RNA, 3447 nt
Organism: Carcharodon carcharias (great white shark)
Lineage: Eukaryota; Metazoa; Chordata; Chondrichthyes; Lamniformes; Lamnidae
Gene: jade3
Product: jade family PHD finger 3
Exons: 12
Coding region: 303-2804 (833 amino acids)
Biological process (GO): regulation of transcription by RNA polymerase II
Cellular component (GO): histone acetyltransferase complex
Source: RefSeq, a predicted model, not a curated record
AGUGGCUUCUGUCAACAGGAGGCUGUGUGUCUGUGUGAGAGAGAAAAGCAGCGACGUCGCGGAGCCGCAUAAUAGGAGACCCCCCCCUCCCCUUCUCCUCCUCCUCACUACCUACCCCUCUCCGCUUCAACCGAGAGCUGGGGGGGGGGUCCUUCGAUGGACCGGCGGAUCACCGCGUCUCGCGGCCUGCCUGGCCCCGAGCCGGAGCGGUCGAGCUAAUUUAUGUGGAUGAUGGAUUCAGCGCAUGAUCUACAAUAUUGAAUUAGUAUGUGCAUAUACUUAGAAUUGAUGGGCAUGACAGGAUGAAACGCAACAGACAUUUGAGCAGCAGUGACAGUUCAGACAAUGAGAGCCCUUCAACGUCAUUGUCCUCCCAUUCAAAGUAUAGGAGUGACCGGCAUGUUUCAGCACGUGGGAAGAAGAAGCCUGCUGAGGUAUUCAGGAAGGAUCUCAUCAGUGCCAUGAAGAUUCCAGACUCCCACCAUGUGAACCAGGAUGAAUACUAUCUUUUGGCUGAUCAGUGGAAGCAAGAGUGGGAGAAAGGAGUUCAGGUUCCAGCCAGCCCAGAAACAAUUCCAGAUCCAUCUGUUAGGGUUAUUGUGGAAAAGGUAAAGGAGACUUUGUUCACUAAACCACGGAAGUAUAUCCGCUGCUCUACCACUGAACCCUCAGACCCCGGAUAUCUUAACAUCCUGGAACUGGCAGAUACUGUGUGCCGUUACGACUUGGAUGAUGUGGACAUUUACUGGUUGCAUGCGGCAAAUGAAGAACUGAGAGAAAUGGGAUGUGGUUUGAUUCAUGAAUGCACUAUGGAGAAAAUUAUAGAAGCACUGGAGCGUCACUGCUAUGAAAACAUGAACCAUGCCAUAGAAACUGAGGAAGGGCUUGGAAUUGAGUAUGAUGAAGAUGUUAUCUGUGACGUAUGUCGCUCCCCUGAUAGUGAAGAGGGCAAUGAGAUGGUCUUCUGUGAUCGGUGUAAUAUCUGUGUCCAUCAAGCAUGCUAUGGGAUUCUGAAAGUGCCUGAAGGUAGCUGGUUGUGUCGCACUUGUGUACUUGGAAUUUAUCCUCAGUGUCUUCUGUGCCCAAAGCAAGGCGGAGCAAUGAAAGCUACACGCGCUGGGACCAAAUGGGCACAUGUCAGCUGUGCCUUGUGGAUACCUGAGGUCAGUAUUGCCUGUCCUGAAAGAAUGGAACCAAUUACAAAAGUGUCUCACAUUCCACCGAGCCGAUGGUCAUUAGUCUGCAGCCUUUGCAAAUUGAAGACUGGUGCCUGCAUUCAGUGCUCAGUGAAGAGUUGCAUCACAGCCUUUCAUGUAACUUGUGCUUUUGAGCAUAGUCUGGAGAUGAAGACAAUCCUGGACGAUGGUGAUGAGGUGAAGUUCAAGUCUUACUGUCUCAAGCACAGCAAAAAUAGGCAGAGCCAAGAAGGUGACUGCGAACAAAAUGCAAAAAUCAGUGAGCAAAAGCAGAAACAGACUGAAACCGAGAAGAAGGGCUUGCGUGCGCAGAAGCUUCAGGAGCUGGAGGAAGAAUUCUACACUUUGGUAAAAGUUGCCGAUGUGGCUGGUGAACUGCAUCUCUCCGAGCAGGUGGUAGAAUACAUUUUUGAAUACUGGAAGCUGAAGCGAAAAAGCAAUUUUAGUAAACCACUGUUGCCUCCAAAGGAAGGUGAAGAAAAUUGCUUGGGUCUGCAGAAGGAGGACCGGAUCCAUUCCAGAAUGAAGAUGUUUAUGCAUCUACGCCAAGACUUGGAAAGGGUGAGAAAUCUUUGCUACAUGGUGAGCAGAAGAGAGAAACUGAAGUUGUCGCAGAGUAAAGUACAAGAACAACUUUUCAACUUGCAUAUUCAACUGGUGAAUCAGCAAAUUACUGCAGGUCUGCCCUUGUCAUUACCACGGGAAGGAUUGAUGUUCCAUGACCCUCCAAGAAUCACAAUUAAGCUAAAAACAGCUACCAAACCUUCACGAAACGUCAACAGUAAUGCUACCACUCCUGUCAAUGGCCCACUUUCCCUCAACGUUGAUGGUAGUUUAUACAGUAAAAACAAUUUGGCAACACCACAAGGCUCCAGAACUAGUGAAAAGAAGUUACAGUCCAAUCACUGGCUUAAACACGAGGAAAGAAGCAAUGGACUGUUGCUGACUGGUAGCCGCCAUAGGCAGGAUGUUCAGGCAGGCAGUUCACUGCUGUCCUCCGAAUGUCGUGUGGAGCAGGCAUCUGGCAAACCAUCAGCGCUUCAUAUAUCACUACGUGGACAAUCGACCGAUGCCAUUGGAAAGAUGCGAGACAACAAUAAUCCAGGGUUACUCAAAUCAAAUGGCCUAACAGGCAGGUCAGGCAUUAUUAUUCAGAGAGACAGUUCCAGUCAAACCUCCUAUGAUAAAGUAACAACUCUUACAAAUCAUUUUGCCAACCAGGGCACUUUCAGAAAAUCAAAACUGGGUGAAUUUGGUCAGCCUUGCAAAGACAGGUUGGGCAGUUUAGUGAGGACUUCAGAAGACUUCCGAAACUGUGAAAAGCCUUUGAAAAGGGGGUCGGCCAAAGAUCGCCUGUGGAGUAAGCAGCUUUCUGAGCACCAAGCGACAACUGCAUACCAGGAUAAUGAUGGCUACUGUCCCGAUGUUGAAUUGAGCGAUUCGGAGACUGAGGCUGACGUUAGACAGGAGAGGAGCAGGCUACGGAAAAGAAACUCUGAAGAAAACCCUGGCCAGGACUACGGGAGAGAUUCUCGGUCACAGCAACAUAACAAGGACAGCAGAACUAGGUUAAACAUGCUUUGUCACAUCAAUUCAGUACAGAGGUGAUCAAUACUUGAAUGAAUAAGGACACUGUGCUAUAUGUAAUUGAGCCAAUAUUAGUCCAUUUUUUAUAGCUCUGUGUGGGCAGCAAUAUUUGAACUUGCUGUAGAUUACACUCCAGAAUGAUCUGCCCCAUGAAUAGAGAUGAAUGACAAGUGUGUUUCUAUCAAAGUUUUUAAAGAUGCAAGUUUUACUUUAAAACUGAAUGCCUUAUGGUGGACUGGGGUAUUCUAACAAUUGAACUAUCAAGGAACCUUUUAAUUAUUUUUCCUGAUGACUGGCAUUGUUUUAUUAUUUGCAGCAUGUUCUUAGACACAACCAGCUGUACUGAAAGUUUUUGAUAAUCUUGUGAGAAAAAAAACCACGAUUUAGCUACUAAUUGCCUCCAAAAAAAGUGUAGAAGUUUUCUCAGACUGAAAGCACUUGGAUUGGUGUUUUGCAAUUGCAAAUCGCGUAGAAAGUAUAUGUAUUCCAUGAAACGUUCUGCAUUGCCAGCCAACUUUUUUUUAAUUAUUGUGGUGGAUAAAAUAUUUUUCUUUGUCAUCUAGGCCAAUCUGAUUCUUGAUUUUUUGAGUCGCAAUCUGCUUUUUCUCAUACACGUUCUACAUCGUAAGUCUCUUUUGUUGAUGAGAUACACUGAUUUUUUUUU